AUGUCGAAGAGAGGACGUGGAGGAUCGGCGGGGAACAAGUUCAGGAUGUCGCUGGGUCUGCCAGUGGCAGCGACGGUGAAUUGCGCCGACAAUACCGGAGCGAAGAAUCUGUACAUCAUUUCGGUGAAGGGGAUCAAGGGGCGUCUCAAUCGCCUGCCAUCUGCUUGUGUCGGAGAUAUGGUGAUGGCCACCGUUAAGAAGGGAAAACCCGAUCUGCGUAAGAAGGUCAUGCCAGCUGUCAUUGUACGGCAGCGCAAGCCAUGGCGCCGAAAGGACGGUGUCUUCAUGUACUUCGAAGUUAAUGACACGAUAAACGGAUAUUGA
Fraxinus pennsylvanica is the source of this 324-nucleotide messenger RNA. The record is from the annotation of a GenBank genome assembly. Lineage: Eukaryota; Viridiplantae; Streptophyta; Magnoliopsida; Lamiales; Oleaceae.